AUGAAUAAGGUGAUCCUAACGACGUACCGCAGUCUGCUGAAGAUGUGCAGUAGAGCCGAUCGCGACCUUGGCAUGCGUUCCAUGCUAUCCUGUGCUCCAAUCCAAGUGUACAAUCAUAGCAUCAAUGAGUGGGUACCGCUGAACGUGGGGAAGCUGUCGUCGUGGCAAGAUAGUCGCAUUUUUGUCGACAACUUGAUUCGACGCCUUAACAACAUCAGGCAAUUUUACAUCCCACCAAGCCUACAUGAAGAGACUGUGACGGCCAUGAAUUUGCAUCGCUUGAGGAUUGCGCAGCAAAAGGCCGAUGAGUCAAUAAAGGAUAGCAAACCUGUAAACCCAAAGGGGGAUGAACCCGGGAUGAAGGCCUCAUCUUCGACAUCAGCUCCAGGGGAUAGACCCGCCUCUGAAUCAACUUCAAAGGGGUUCGAAAAUUCUAGUAAUGCUGUCAUUACGCGGGUUCCUUUGGAUGUAAAGCCAUACGAUCUCUUGUGUCCAACUUUGCGUUUUUUUUUCGAAACUACACCCUUUUCCGCAAACCAUCUUGCCAACGCCUUUGCUGCUGUCAAGGAAUUGAGCUACCUGUGUAAGAUCGCUGACCAGCAUAAGGAUUCUAUAGUGGGGGUUCCAGUUGAGCUCCAAAACAUCGAUCGUCCUGUUGUUCAACGCAUACUAGAGUUACAACCAAUGCAUCAUCUUCACCUUAUCAAAGGACUCACAGACGAGCUCCGACAGUCACUUAUGAGCCGGGGCGCCCGUUACGCCCACAAGAUAGAAGCCAGAAGAAAAGAGGCUCGCGGAAAGGUCGGACGUGGGUCCGAUGAGGAAGUGGAUGUGUCUCAUUCGGAGAGCGGUGAUAUAGGCAGUGACACCGAGGAAAGUGUGGAGCUGACUUCCGAAGGUGGGGCCGCCGAAACGACGGAGUCCAAGCAAGCGGAGGAGGCCUCAAUCGAUCCCGCGUCAUCUAUUCAUCUUGAAGAAGCUGAGGGUGCUGUUGAAGAAGACACGGCUGACGAUAACGAUGUAGACAACGAUGAGUCGGAUCAAGCGGCGUCAUCUGUUCCUACAACCCCAAAGACUGUGCAGUUGCUUCUGGCGCACCCGCAGCUUUGUGGUUUCUUUCGCCACAGCGUGAUGUUGGUAGUAAGACACGCCAGCAACGAGUCAGCCGCCUUUGUUCUCAACAAACCACUUGAGAACGAUGAAGGGACUCAGGUGCCAGUAGGCGCGACUGUUCGCUUCAGUCGUGUGCACAAAAUUUUCGAGAAGUAUUUUCGCAUGCACACUAUUAUGGUGGGCGGCCCAGUUAUGAUGGGCACAUUCGAGGACAAUCUGUUCCUGCUCCAUUCAAUUCCAGGGAUACCCAACGCGCUUCCUAUCGCGGAUGAUUUGUGGCUCAAUGGUGAUUUUGAUGUCUUAAUGGAAAAACUUGACGCUAAUGAGGUGUCACCAAAGAGUGUGGUGAUAAUGUGCGGCUUCUCGGGAUGGGGAGCGGAUCAACUUAGAGGGGAGAUAGAGUCCGGCACAUGGAUAGUGGCUAGCGCCUCCCCUAACGAUUCGCGAACAUCAAAUAUGGUUCUUUCGGUUUCCCGCCACUCUGGCGCGCACGCGCUGUGUGAGGCUGAUGGUGACAAGGUUCCAAAGAAGGAUUCUGAAACAGAGACUUCAGAUGAACAAAAGGUAUUGAAUUCCUUAGGUGGCGGCAGUUCUGGGAACCCUUUUCGUGCACGGACAAAAUUCCAGGGGACGGAGUCUUGGGUGUGGAUGUACGAUUCACUCGGCGAGCCACUGUCUGGACUGACAAGGAAUCAAAAGCCCGAGGCAGUAGAAUCUCCAGAUCGAGAAUAG
This is a messenger RNA of Phytomonas sp. EM1, 1845 nucleotides long. The record is from the annotation of a GenBank genome assembly. Lineage: Eukaryota; Euglenozoa; Kinetoplastea; Trypanosomatida; Trypanosomatidae.